This is a messenger RNA of Pelagomonas calceolata, 2009 nucleotides long. Lineage: Eukaryota; Pelagophyceae; Pelagomonadales; Pelagomonadaceae. The record is from the annotation of a GenBank genome assembly.
CGCGACUCGUCAAUGCCCAUCGUCGACGUCGAGCUGAAGCGAGACGUGCCACGGCCGCGCCGCGGCUACGUGAAAUAUGCGCUCACGGCUAUCGCUGCCGUCUUAUUUUUUCACGGCGCCGCGACGUUCGCGCUCCAUCGCCACCUGCACGACCAGGGCCACGGCCGCCACCACAGCAUCGAUGGCGAACAAGACCGGCCACCACCACCGGAGGAGGCCGACGCGCCGCCGCCGCUGGAGCACGCCCCGGCCGCGGCGGCCCACGCGGCCGCCGAGCGGCUGAAAGCGAAACCGGACCACAAGCCCGACGGCGGCCGGCCCCAGGCGCCGCCGCCGCGCAAAAAACCACCCGCGAAGACGGCGCGGCCACUUUCCGGCGCGCAAACACCCGCGAAGACGCCGCCGCGCAAAACACCGAACCUGUGGCAGCCGCCGGCGCGCGGCGUGAAGGUACCCCUCGACCCGCCGCCGCGGCCGCCGCUCCCAAAACUGGGCGACGGCGUCGCGCUUUUGCGCGCCGACGCGCCUGAGGUCUACGAUGCCAUCGACGACGCCACCGUGGCGCAACGAGUCCUGCCCUGUGUGGAAUUCAACCAGUGAGUUAGAUUGUGAGCCUCCACGCCAUCAAGCCGAUGCGGCCACGGAAAAAACGUCGCAUCGAUGGCGUGGGGCGCCCGAAAUUUGAUUUCCACACAGGUCCUGCCGCAGUCGUUUUUGAAUAGGGAACGCGCGGCGCAGAUCACGAAAAGGAAAGACUUCUGGCCGGACGAAUCCAUUUUCGUGUCUGUGGCGUCCUACCGCGAUCCUGAAAUUGCGAAAACAGUCGCUAGAGCGUUCGAGCGCGCCGCGGACCCGGACCGCGUGUUCUUUGGUAUCUUCCAGCAAAACGACGAAUCCAAGGACGUCGACGCCGUGCGCGGCCUCGCGCCUCUGAUACAGUGCCCGGGCCACGCGGCGUGUGGUAGAGUGCGCAACGGACAAAUUAGAAUUCAUAGAAUCGCGUGGAAGGACACGCUCGGGCCGACCGUGGCAAGGCACCUCUCCGAAACUUUAUAUGGGAACGAGACUUAUGUUAUUUCUUUCGAUUCGCAUACGAACUUCGCGCACGGCUGGGACGUCAUCGCCAUCGACAUGUUCAAGCGCAUCAAUAAUCCAAGGGCCAUCGUCACGACGUACCCGGCGUCCUAUAGUGCGACGGAGCACUCGGAGCGCUGGAAGGUUUUGGAUGAGAAGGGGCCCUGUGUCGAAUGUCGGAAGGUCGACGACCAAGCUAACGUAGAUGUGCCCGUGCUCUCAUCAAGGCAGAUGUCCAUUUGCAGAACUAGGAGGGUGGCGGUCGGGCGGACGACGUCUUUUAAACAUGACGUUAACUCGAUGCAGCGGCCCCCGAAGCCGACGUUGGUUCCUUUCUUGGCGGCCGGGUUCAAUUUUGCGUCGGGGCGGCGCAUUCUCGAAGUACCUUACGACGCGCACUCGGCGUAUUUGUUCGACGGCGAGGAGACGUCGCUCGCGGUCCGGGCGUGGACGCACGGCUACGACUUCUACCAUCCAGAUAGAGAUAUUGUAUCGCACCUCUACAUCCCGAACAGGUCGCCGCUGCGCCCCGUUUUUUGGACCCAGGACUGGGGCCAGCGGGCGCGGGUCCAGUUCUGGACGAUGCUGCGCAUCAAUUAUUUGUUGGGGCUGCACGACCUGUUGGACUACUGGGUGAACGCGACGCUGCUGGACACGCGCGACGCCACGAUCUACGGCCUCGGCACGCGCCGCCGCGCCGUGGACUAUUGGUCUUACGUGGGCGUCACACCCGAUCGGGACGGCGUCGAGUGGUCGCCGGGGCGCUGCAAGGUCUUCUCGACGACGGGGCUGCCCGCGUUUCCCGUCGACGCGCCGGGCUCGCACAACGACUAUUCAAAAUACGCCGAGAGCUUUCCGUCCGAGGCGAUGGCCGAGGCGACGGUCGACGCCAACUACGCGAGGCAGUUUCUCUAGUUUUAACUAAUGUGUUGUGU